UAUUAAGCGAGCCGCGCUCCCGAUCGGCCGCGAGGACUCUCGGGAUAGCGACGUGAAUGAGAGGCUAAAUAAACAGCCGCCGCCCACCGUACGUCCCCGGGAACAAAGCACAACAGACAAAUAUAUGUACACGAACUCGCAUAAAAUUCUAUUCUCUCCGGCCUGACUGAAAUCACGGAUUAUACCACCUGUGGAACUACUACGUCGACACACUACUUACUACACCACCACCACCACCACCACCACCACCACCACCACUAUCACCACCUCCGUCGCAACAGCUGGCAGGAUUCGACAGAAGGAGGCUAGCUAGUUGUCGUCGGUCUGUUCGUUCGUGUUUUAUCGGCAGGAGCUGUUCGACAAACUCCGGAAUUUUUCCGAAUUUUCCCCCCGUCGUUGGGUUUUUUCGUGGAAUUGAUUGUUUUCUUGAUGCUGGUCCGAGUGGGAAAUGCCUGGAAGACUCCUCCAUCAACAGUCAUCGUCAUCCAGCUCACCAAGGGCAUCCGAUCAGACCAGCGCCAUGGACGAGGUUCUAGACUCCAAGCAGCAGCUCAGCAACACCAUCACCCCCUCCUCCUCCUCUUCCUCUUCCUCCUCUUCGUCCUUGUCUAAGAGUAACUGCAACGGGAGUAGCAGCAGCAGUAACAGCGGCGCAACAACCAACGGCGGCACGGAGUGUGCGCAGACCACCAGCGGCAGCGGUCUCAACACCAGUGCUGCCGCCUUCACCUCCAACCUUCUCCUCAAGGAGACGGAGGACCAGGAGGGUAAUGACCUGAGCUACAGCAACGACGUCGACGUGUCUUGCACUAGUAGCAGCAACAACAAUACCAACGUCUCUUAUUCCAAUAACAACAACAGCAACAACAACAACAACAAUGGGGUGGCGUUGUCCCCCAGCGCGGUGUCGUCGUCGCUGGCAGAAGUAGAAGAGAACGGCCACGACAGUCCCGCUGGCUUCUCCGACCUGAGGAAUGGUGGCAUCAUGGAGGAGGUCGAGCCCACCGACCACGCCCACUCCCACGCCCACCUCCACAACACAGCUGCCACCACCACCCCCACCACCGCCGCCGCUGCGCUUCCUGCAGCUGAGGACGGGGGAGCCGACGAGGCCGAGGAUGUUGCUGACGGAGGCUACCUCAACCACCAGCAACAACAACAACAACAACACCAACACCAACAACAUCCUCCUCCUCUUCAACCGCUGCACCACCACCACCAACACCACCAGCAUCAUCAUUCCCACAAUCAGCAACUACAAGAACAAGAACACGCCAAAACCAACGGCCUCGCCCCCUCCUCAUCCUCAACCUCCGAGCUGCCGCCAACCUCCUCCUCCUCCCCACCUCCUCCGCUCUCUGGACCCCCGAGUCCUCCUCCCCCUCCCCUCUGCGCCGCUGUACCCCCGAACCGCGUAUCCUCACCCCCCGGUAUAGGAGGCGGGCACGCUGCCCCCGCACCAGCACCACCGGCCAACAGCGGCCACUAUCCGUCUCCGACCUCCUCCUCCUCCACUUCCUCCUCCGCGCAACAACAACAGCAACAGCAGCAGCAGCAACAAGCCGCUGUCCUGGGCCCGCACCAGCACCACCAUCACCACAGUGGCACCCCUGGCUACUACCUAGGCACCAGCGCUAGCGGUCUGCCCGCGGGCUGCGUCCCGGCCUCGCCUGGGCACUGCGCCUCGCCACCCGGGAGCUACCCGAGCUCCAACGCCAGCCACUCUGGCGGCUCGGGCACGCACUCUCGCGGGGACAGUCCCGGGGAGGGCGGGGGUUCGAGCCCCACGGGCGGCCAGCACGUGGUGCACGUGCACGUCAACCCGGGCGAGACUUUCUCUGUGAGGCUAGGGGAUCAGAUACAGCAUAUACAGGGU
Molecule: messenger RNA, 1876 nt
Organism: Aplysia californica (California sea hare)
Lineage: Eukaryota; Metazoa; Mollusca; Gastropoda; Aplysiida; Aplysiidae
Product: ecdysone-induced protein 75B
Source: RefSeq, a predicted model, not a curated record